AUGACAACGAUUCCACGAAGAAAGACAAGCUUUCACAUCUGCAAGUGUGGAUAUCCGACUUCAAAUCUUACUUCAUGGACUAAGCAGCAUCCCAGGAGAAGAUUUCAAGCUUGCCAAUUCUACGAGCAAGAUACUGAUAGCAGGGGUUGUGACUUUUUCAAAUGGGUGGACAUUGAAAUGACUGAAUGGCAAAAAGAUGUGACUAAUUCACUAAUGGCUGAUGUGAACAUGCAAAAGAUUGAGUUGAGGAUGCUAAAGAUGGAAUUGGCCGAUGUGAAAGGUGAAAAAGGCUGCCUUGAACUUGAGAAUCAAGCACUCAAACAUCAAUUGACAGUAAUGAAGAAGCAUGGACUCAUGCUCCCUGCAUUUUACUGCAUACUAGUGUUUGUGGUUGUUGUUGUUAUUCUGUUUAGGUACUUUUGA
Chenopodium quinoa (quinoa) is the source of this 423-nucleotide messenger RNA. RefSeq lists its product as uncharacterized. Lineage: Eukaryota; Viridiplantae; Streptophyta; Magnoliopsida; Caryophyllales; Amaranthaceae. The transcript has 2 exons. Bases 1 to 423 code for a protein of 140 amino acids. The record is from RefSeq and is a predicted model, not a curated record. Gene Ontology annotation, molecular function: zinc ion binding.